CCGCGGAGUGCGGGCGCCGAGUGGGGGCCGCGCCAUGGCUGCUGCCCAGCCCAAGGCCCCUGUGGGGGCGGCCGCGGCCCGGCGCCUGGCCCGGGGCUGCUGGUCCGCGUUCUGGGACUACGAGACGCCCAAGGUGAUCGUGGUGAGGAACCGGCGCCUGGGGGUCGUGUACCGCACGGUGCAGCUGCUCAUCCUGCUCUACUUCGUGUGGUACGUAUUCAUCGUGCAGAAGAGUUACCAGGACAGCGAGACAGGACCCGAGAGCUCCAUCAUUACCAAGGUCAAGGGCAUCACCACCUCGGAGCACAAAGUGUGGGACGUGGAGGAGUAUGUGAAGCCCCCCGAGGGGGGCAGCAUAUUCAGCAUCAUCACCAGGAUCGAGGUCACACCCUUCCAGACCCUGGGAAUCUGCCCGGAGAGCAUAAGGGUCCACAAUGCCACCUGCCAUUCGGACAACGACUGUGUGGCUGGGGAGCUGGACAUGCUGGGCAACGGACUGCGAACUGGCAGAUGCGUACCCUAUUACCACGGGGCCUCCAAGACCUGCGAGGUGUCCGGUUGGUGCCCAGUGGAGGAUGGGGCCUCUGUCAGCCAAUUUCUGGGUACAAUGGCUCCCAAUUUCACCAUCCUCAUCAAGAACAGCAUCCACUACCCCAAAUUCCAGUUCUCCAAGGGCAACAUCGCAGGCCGCAAGGAUGACUACCUCAAACACUGCACUUUCGACUACGUCUCCGACCCUUACUGUCCCAUCUUCAAGCUGGGCUUCAUUGUGGAGCAGGCAGGGGAGAACUUCACGGAGCUUGCACACAGGGGUGGUGUCAUUGGGGCCAUCAUUAACUGGGACUGUGACCUGGACCUGUCUGCAUCGGAAUGUAACCCCAAGUACUCUUUCCGGAGGUUGGACCCCAAGCACGUUCCUGCCUCCUCAGGCUACAACUUCAGGUUUGCCAAGUAUUACAAGAUAAAUGGCACUACCACCCGCACACUCAUCAAAGCCUACGGAAUCCGCAUCGAUGUCAUUGUGCAUGGACAGGCAGGGAAGUUCAGCCUGAUUCCCACCAUCAUUAACCUGGCUACUGCUCUGACCUCCAUCGGGGUGGGAUCCUUCCUGUGCGACUGGAUCUUGCUGACAUUCAUGAACAAAAACAAGGUCUACAGUCAUAAGAAAUUCGACAAGGUGUGUACGCCACGCCGGUCCACCAGUAGCUGGCCUGUGACCCUUGCCCUUGCUUUGGGUCAGGCCCCUCCUCCACCCAGGCAYUGCUCCCAGGCCCAGCCACCCAGCCCUCUGUCAGGCCAGGAGGGCCAGCAAGGGGCCAAGCUAGGCCCGGCUGUCUGGUCCCCACGGCCUUGCCCUGUCUCUUCCCUGUCUGAGCAGAUGGUGGAUGCCCCAGAUCAGCAUGCUGGACUGCCCACCUCUAGGCUGGCUCAGCAGGACUCCAUACCUGCAGACCCCAGAGGCCUGGCCCAACUCUAGUUCCUAUCCUCACUGCUGCAGCUUGGGACCCUGCCAGAGCCUAGCUGCUUUGGCAGCACCGAGGACCCACCCGCCUCAGUAGCCAAGAGCCCAUGAAAGGACUCCAUGUAAAGGGGGCCUCACUCUUGUCCUAAGCCUGUCUCCCCACCCUUUCAGGGCCUGCCAACCCCCCUGCCAGUGGACACCCACAGGGCUUGUCACUUUCCUUCCUAUUCACCAUUCUCUCAGCCUGCUGGGACCUCAA
Molecule: messenger RNA, 1721 nt
Organism: Urocitellus parryii (Arctic ground squirrel)
Lineage: Eukaryota; Metazoa; Chordata; Mammalia; Rodentia; Sciuridae
Gene: P2rx2
Product: purinergic receptor P2X 2
Biological process (GO): calcium ion transmembrane transport; response to ATP
Cellular component (GO): plasma membrane; signaling receptor complex
Molecular function (GO): ATP binding; extracellularly ATP-gated monoatomic cation channel activity; purinergic nucleotide receptor activity
Source: RefSeq, a predicted model, not a curated record